AUGGGGAAUUCACAAUCAAGACGCUGGCAGGAACAGAAUCUUCCCCCCCACCUGGUGAACAAUCCAGAAGUCAUUGCCUUCCUCGCAAUUACCCUCCGCGACGACGGCAGCAGCGCGAAUUCGGCAGAGCCCGUUCCUGUCUGCGGUAUUCCUUUCAAGGAACUGUCUUCCAGCUGGCUGCAAGCAGCGAGCCAGAUCCAAAAAACAUUCCUCCGCGACGCCCCUCCUACCUAUGUCCUCUAUCAGAACAAGCGCAUCACCCCGCAUCAUUGGACAGUAAAAAAGCCAAAAAUGGCUGGGAAUGUUGCCUUUGCCUACUUCGACGAGCGUACGCCCUACCAGUCGCUCGACACUAGAGUCCUUGUCAACGCGGCGUUUGAGGUCAAUGUCACUAUUAUUUCAAGCCCGUUUCCCGGCGUUACCUUUCCUCCUCUCCAACUGCAGAUCCUACCCGCCUCCACUCUAGAGGCAUUACGUGCACUACUUGGAAGAUGGAUCGAACUGGAGGUCAAGGAGGCGUUGCAGAAGGAUCUUAGGUUGAAUGAACAGACGCUGGCUUUGCAUAUGGUGCAGAAGCGACCGACGCAUCUUCCUAUGGGAAGGAAAAGAGCUGAAUCGUCUCCGGCGAGAGGUAUGCGGGUUGAGGGAGUGACCUAUGAGAUGCUGGCACAGUCUUCCAUGGCUCAGAAUGGGAUGGGGAGAGUUAGUAUUGAUGCAAGGCGUGCCAGGGCGGAGCCAGUUAUGCUGCCGGAAACUGGCAAAGUUGGAGAAUGGACUGGCUGGUCCCUGUGCGUCUGCGUAUUCGAGAUUGGGGUGAACUGGAUUGAAGAUGGUAUCUAA
This is a messenger RNA of Morchella importuna, 840 nucleotides long. RefSeq lists its product as uncharacterized. Lineage: Eukaryota; Fungi; Ascomycota; Pezizomycetes; Pezizales; Morchellaceae. The coding region runs from base 1 to 840 and encodes 279 amino acids. The record is from RefSeq and is a predicted model, not a curated record. The transcript is spliced from 2 exons.